Messenger RNA from Cricetulus griseus (Chinese hamster), 1184 nucleotides. The record is from RefSeq and is a predicted model, not a curated record. Lineage: Eukaryota; Metazoa; Chordata; Mammalia; Rodentia; Cricetidae.
CUCCCCACACCCCGGGCCCCCAGCGGCCACAGAGGCAGCGGCCAGGGGUGGAUACGGUGGAGGGAAGGCGGGCUCUCGAGAGGCGGUGCUUCCGGGUCGGAGAGCGUGCAAGAUGGCUGCGCCCAUGGAGCUCUUCUGCUGGGCUGGGGGCUGGGGGCUGCCGUCUGUGGACCUGGACAGUCUGGCUGUGCUGACCUAUGUCAGAUUUACAGCCGCACCACUGAAAAUACACAAGAUCAGCAAUCCUUGGCAGAGCCCUUCAGGAACUCUGCCUGCCCUUCGAACCAGCACUGGAGAGGUGAUCUCAGUAGCACAGAAGAUCAUCACCCAUCUUCGUAAAGAGAAGUAUAACGCUGAUUAUGAUCUGUCAGCUCGGCAAGGAGCAGAUACCCUAGCCUUCAUGUCUCUGCUGGAAGAGAAACUACUCCCUGUGCUAAUACAUACUUUUUGGAUAGAUGCCAAGAACUAUGUGGAAGUAACCCGGAAGUGGUAUGCAGAGGCUAUGCCCUUUCCCCUCAACUUCUUCCUGCCUGGCCGCAUGCAACGCCGGUACAUGGAGCGGCUACAGCUGCUGUGUGGCGAGCACAAAUCAGAGAGUGAGGAAGAACUAGAGAAAGAGUUGUAUCAAGAGGCUCGGGAGUGCCUAACCCUUCUCUCUCAGCGCCUGGGUUCUCAGAAGUUCUUCUUUGGCAAUGCCCCUGCCUCCCUGGAUGCCUUUGUUUUUAGCCAUUUGGUCCUGCUGCUGCAGGCAAAGCUGCCCAGUGGGAAGCUGCAGGCCCACCUUCGUGGGCUGCACAACCUCUGUGUCUACUGUACCCACAUCCUUAACCUCUACUUUCCCCGGGAUGGAGCUGAGGUGCCACCUCCACAGCCGACACCAGCAGGCCCUGAGACUGACGAGGAGCCGUACCGGCGACGGAACCAGAUUCUGUCUGUGCUGGCAGGGCUAGCAGCCAUGGUGGGCUAUGCCUUGCUCAGUGGCAUUGUUUCUAUCCACCGGGCAACCCCCACUCGGACCCCAAGCACCCGGGCCUUGGGCAUGACUGAGGAGGAUGAAGAAGAAUGAUGUAUUCGUGCUCUUAGGACUGAUACUGUCAUGCAUUCCAGAUGCCCCUUUGUCUCCCCAUUGUUGGAGCAGCCAAAAAUGGGGUGCUAUCCCUAGAAUAAAACUAUUUACACUGAGA